Magallana angulata is the source of this 4381-nucleotide messenger RNA. RefSeq names its product insulin-degrading enzyme-like. The coding region runs from base 74 to 3139 and encodes 1021 amino acids. NCBI's taxonomy places the organism in Eukaryota, Metazoa, Mollusca, Bivalvia, Ostreida, Ostreidae. Gene Ontology annotation, biological process: peptide catabolic process. The record is from RefSeq and is a predicted model, not a curated record. Gene Ontology annotation, cellular component: mitochondrion; cytosol. Gene Ontology annotation, molecular function: metalloendopeptidase activity; metal ion binding. The transcript is spliced from 27 exons.
UCUUUUACAAAAGAGUGUUCCUAUUAGCAAACAGCAGAUGGUUGAGAAAAAUUGAAGGAUACACGAUAUUUCAAUGUUUUCUAGAGCAACUUCCUUCUUUAGAUCAGCUUCACCAUCAUUAAGAAAAGUGAAGUUUUCUUAUUUAUCGGUCCCGUCAUAUUUACAGGCACCGCUUCGGUCAGUUUCAGCCAUGGCAAAUCAAAAUGCUCUGGAGAUAUUUGAGCACAAUUCUAUUAUUCGUUCUGAUGGUGACAAAAGAAUAUACAGAGCCAUGAAGUUAAACAAUGGACUGAAAGUGGUUCUAGUGAGUGACCCAGACACAGACAAAGCAUCAGCUGCCCUAGAUGUCCAUGUUGGUUUUAUGAAAGACCCAAAAGAUUUGCCAGGCCUUGCUCAUUUCUGUGAGCACAUGCUGUUUCUUGGUACAAAAAAGUAUGAAGAAGAAAAUGCUUAUAACAAGUUUUUAAGUGAGCAUGGAGGAAUGUCAAAUGCCUAUACUUCAUCAGAGAACACAAAUUAUUUCUUUGAUGUCAGAUCAGAAAACUUGCCAGGAGCUCUGGACAGGUUUGCCCAAUUUUUCUUGUGCCCUCUAUUUACCCCCUCUGCCACAGACAGGGAAGUGAAUGCUGUCAACUCGGAGAAUGACAAGAACUUACAGCAGGACCCGUGGAGGUUUAACAUGUUGGACAAGGCUCUGGGCAACCCUGACCAUGAGUUCACCAACUAUGGAACAGGGAAUAAAGACACCUUGGAUACCAUUCCUAAGUCCAAAGGAAUCAACACCAGAGAUGAACUUCUGAAGUUCCAUUCCAAGUAUUACUCCUCCAACAUCAUGUCAUUGGCUGUGUUAGGAAAAGAGUCCUUAGAUGAGCUGUCGGAGAUGGUGGUACCACUGUUUUGUCCUGUGGAGAAUAAGUCGGUGGACAUUCCCUUUUGGUCUGAAGGUCCCUACGGUCCAGAACAUGUCAAAAAGAUAUUUUAUGCUGUCCCGGUGAAAGAUUUGAGGAACUUGUCAGUUUCCUGGACCAUUCCAGACCUGUCCGACUAUUAUUCAUCUAAUCCAGGGCAUAUUCUGGGACAUUUGAUUGGACAUGAAGGAAGAGGCAGUUUGUUAUCAGAGCUCAAACAAAAAGGUUGGGUGAACUCCCUGUGUGGGGGACAGACAGAUGGAGCCAAUGGAUUCAUGUUCUUUAGGAUUGAUUUCGAUUUGUCAGAGGAAGGAUUAGAACAUGUGGACGACAUUUUGCUGAUGAUGUUUCAGUACAUUGAGAUGCUGAGGAAGGAGGGCCCCCAGGAGUGGGUCUACAAGGAGUGCCAGCAACUGUCCGACAUGAUAUUCAGGUUCAAGGACAAGGAGAAGCCAAUCAACUACACCUCCUUCCUGGCAAGGAGAAUGCAGAAAUACCCGCUCCCUGAGGUGUUAAGUGGCUCCUACCUGUUGACAGAGUACAGACCCGACCUCAUCACAAUGGUGCUGGAUAAACUGGUUCCUGAAACCAUGAGAAUCGGAGUAAUCGCCAAGAAGUUUGCAGAUAUUGCUGACCAGAAGGAGAAAUGGUAUGGCACUGAAUACAAGUUGGAGGAUAUACCUGAUGAGAAAAUUCAGAAAUGGAAGAAUUGUGGAUUGAGUGAGAAUCUUCAUCUUCCACCAAGAAAUGAGUUUAUCCCAACAAAUUUCGAAGUUGUUCCAAGAGAAAAAGAUAGCCCCGCUUUGCCAGAGAUGAUCAAAGAAACAGGAUUGUCAAGGUUAUGGUUCAAACAGGAUGACAAAUUCUUAUUGCCCAAAGCUUGUUUGAGUUUUGACAUUUCAAGUCCAAUAGCUUACACAGAUCCACUGAACUGUAACAUGGCCGGCCUGUUCACUGAGCUCUUCAAGGACGCACUGAACGAGUACGCGUAUGACGCAGAGUUAGCUGGCCUGAGUUACGACCUCAUGAACACAGUCUGUGGAAUGGUGCUCCAAGUGAAAGGGUAUCAUGAAAAACAGCCAGUUCUUUUAAGGAAAAUCCUAGAAAAACUAACCGACUUUAAAGUGGAUCCAAAGCGAUUUGAAAUUUACAAAGAAAUGUACAUGAGAGGUCUGCGUAAUUUCUAUGCCGAGGAGCCCUACCAACACUCUAUCUACUACACCAAUAAUUUGAUGGCUGAAAUUCAGUGGACAAAAGCCGAGUUACUCCAGUCAGCUGCCGAGGUAACGGCAGAGAAACUACAAGAAUUUAUCCCUAAUCUUCUAUCCAAGCUGUUUAUUGAGGCACUGAUUUAUGGCAAUGUAACAAAACAGCAAGCCAAAGAUGUCAUGGAAAUGACAGAGGGAAUUCUGAAGGAGAAAUGUGGAACCAAGGAGUUACUGCCCAGCCAGUACAAGAGAUACAGAGAGGUCCAGAUUCCUGAUGGUUGUUAUUAUCUGUACCAGACGGACAACAAGGUCCACAAGAGUAGCUCCAUCUGUAUCUACUACCAGUGUGGUAUGCAGGACACCCUGCCCAACAUGUUACUGGAGCUGUUGGUACAGAUCCUGGCCGAGCCGUGCUUCAACAUUCUCAGAACAAAGGAACAGUUAGGAUACAUUGUGUUUAGCGGUGUGCGGCGGGCUCGCGGUGUCCAGGGAUUACGAGUCAUAAUUCAGUCCGACAGACCACCACAGUAUGUUGAUGAUCGAGUGGAAGCCUUCCUUAAUCAUAUGGAAACUGUCAUCAGAGAUAUGAGUCAGGAGGAGUAUGACAAGCAUGUUGGAGCCCUGGCCACCAAAAGGAUGGAGAAAACCAAGAAAAUUAAUGAACAGAACAUGAAGUACUGGUCCGAAAUCAUUUCCAACACGUACAACUUCGACAGAGAUGAGAUUGAAGUUGCAUGUUUGAAGAAUAUUAAGAAAGAUGACCUCAUCAUGUUUUUUAAGGACUUUGUAGCCAUCAAUGCCCCUCACAGACAUAAACUGAGUAUACACAUCCUGCCGACCUCAGAGGAACUAAAUACAAACACAUUAAGUCCUGAGGACAAUGGAGCGGACCUGCUACCAGUUCCUACCAAUCUUCCAAAGCCGUGCGUGGUAGAGGACAUUGCUGACUUCAAGAGGCACAUGGGGCUAUACCCUCUACCCAAGCCCUUUAUCGACAUUGGGAAAGCAAAAUCCAAACUAUAAGGAGCUGGACUGUCUAUACCAUGUCUUUCUUUCUUUUUGAAUAGACCAUAAUUUCCAGUUUAUAUCACAGGACAACUUCAUUUCAUAGGAUUUGUUUUGGAGUUGUGAUCUACAGUGUUGUCGAAAUAAUUAUAGAGUGCUCCAUGGCCGAGUUGUUCAAAUACCAUAGAUACCCCCUGGUAGAUGAAGAUGAUAACACAAUCUACCGAGAUUGAAUCAAUUAAUGUGGUGCAGAAAUACAUGUACAUGCACACCAUUCCGUGUCAUCUAACUUCAAGAGCUUUAAUCUACCAAAGUCCAUUAAAAUAUCAUAGUUUUGAAAUUAUAAACUGUAGAAGCACAUAUUUUCGUGGGGUCAAAAUUUCGUUGUUUUUAAACCAAAUAAAAUUCUGUUGGCAUUCAAUUUCGUCAUAUCGUAAUUUCUUUGUAACUCGGGUUAAGAAUUCAUCAUGGAUUUAAUUUCGUUGAUUUAUACUGCCAACAAAAAUAACGAAAUUAAAUCCUCAACGAAUAUUUCUGCUUCUACAGUACAUCAUAUUCUGAAUUUAAUUUGGUGAUUCGUCAUUUUUUGUAUCAGAAUUACUUAUAAUUGGUUGUUUGGGAAUUUUUUGAUUACAUAUUAAUAUUUGAUACACCAAUUUAUGCUCUUGUCCACAAGAGAAUAAUCAUGUUACUUUGACAGUCUCCCAUGCUUAAACAGCAUAUGGCACUAUGUGUGCAGUUAGCUAGUUCAGUUAAAUUGAACUUGUAUAUUAUGCGAAGAAUCAAGUUACAUUUUCUGAUGUAUUCAACAGUGAUUUCAAGAAUAGAACAAAUUUAUUUGUUUUCUUGUAUGUUGUUAUUUGGGCAUUCUGUGAGAAAAUUGUGAUGAUUGACAAUUAUUGAAACUCCUGCUGAACUGUAUCGAACAUGUAGAGAUACAGCUGAAUAAUUAAUUACCUUACCAACAAGGACACCUUGAGAUAGGUCAACAUUUUCGUUCAUGAUACCAAAAUUGCUGUAAAUGGGAAUGUAUAAGACUCAAUAUCUCAAGACUUUAAUGCACACCUUUUAAUGGAAUCAUGUUGUCAACUUGUUUGUAUUUAUUGGCAAAUUUGCUAGCACCUUUACAUGUGAUUGUAUUUACGUCAAUCAAAUUAAAAUAUUUUCUGUGAAAGUGCUGGUACAUACUUGUACACCAAUUGUUGGUUAAUCACUUGAUAUCAAAAAAAAAAAUUGAAUAAACCACUUGAAAUCAUCAAA